Molecule: messenger RNA, 447 nt
Organism: Toxoplasma gondii ME49
Lineage: Eukaryota; Apicomplexa; Conoidasida; Eucoccidiorida; Sarcocystidae
Exons: 2
Coding region: 1-447 (148 amino acids)
Source: RefSeq, a predicted model, not a curated record
AUGCAUCCUGCUAAAUUCACGUCAUGUUGCUGCUUUUAUAACUACAUUUUGAACGCGGUUCUCGGCUUGACUUUCUGCUCAACUGUCCAAUGUCUGAAAGUCCCUCUCUGCUUGCGGAACUGCGCGAUUAUCCACUUCGCUUCUAUUCGCACUGAAGGACUGCCGUUGAGAGCCUUUUUCUCGUCUCUUCUUCCAUUUCCGCUCACUCGAGCCGACAGACUGGCAUGCACUUUCUGUCUGUUAAGAAGCCAGCGAUCAGUUUGCGCGACGCGGCCCGAGAGGCUCUGCUCUGGCAGCGCGCGCCGAAGACGUAGCGUCCCCCUGCCUUGCUCAGCGACUCUUCAUCUGAGGCAUUUUCUCCCGCUAUGCAUGCGAGUGAUGCCAGUGAGUCCUAUUUCAUACCUAGAACGUGAUGUGGAGCAGAAAUGCAGACUGUCAGUGAGUUGA